Messenger RNA from Leptopilina boulardi, 1565 nucleotides. RefSeq lists its product as uncharacterized. The record is from RefSeq and is a predicted model, not a curated record. NCBI's taxonomy places the organism in Eukaryota, Metazoa, Arthropoda, Insecta, Hymenoptera, Figitidae. Bases 170 to 763 code for a protein of 197 amino acids. The transcript has 2 exons.
AAACAAGUUUCUUUUUGUAUUAAGAUACAAUGUCGAGAAGUAAUUCUUAAAUAGUAUUUAAUAGUCGUUGGUGCAUUAGUGCUAAAUAACGAACUGAAUUAUUGUCAUCCUGCGAUACAAUUGUGUAAAGCCGGUUGCAUUGUAACAAUCCAGAACCAACUUCAACAUUAUGGCUGAAAUAAUACUUCGAACACCACCUCUUCAAGGAGAAUUAAUAAAUAUAAAUAUAUUUCCAAAAGGAAAUAUCGACGACAUCCGUCACCCAAAAGGAAUACUCGAAGAAUUAACUGCCGAAUAUAAUUUAGAAAAGCCUGUCUUCCAAUUAGAAAAUGUAGUAGGCCCUUCACAUAACAGACGCUAUGACAUAAAAUGUACUGUAAAAGAUUUAAAACAUGGUAACACUUUUUCUGCUAUCGCAAAAAAUGAACUAAGAAUCAAAUUAGCAGAACACACGGUUGCGCGAAAACUAUUAAAAUUACUCGAAAAAACAUAUUACUUUAGCGAAGAAAACGAAAAUACAAACACAACAAGCCUAACUUAUAUAAUGUGCCAAGAAAACCCCAAUACAUUAAAAAUCAAACUUUACAAGUGGGGUAAUUGUUGCGAAAAAUGUUAUAUGAGGGGCCAUACUAAAGAUAAUUGUUUUGGUAAAUUAAGAAACAAACGUCUCUUUUCAAAUAAACAACCUUCUGUUAACAAUGAUGAAUUUUGGAAUAUUUCUGUUCCGUUAAAUCUAAAACAAUUGUCUAUAACAAACAAUUAAUAACAAAUAAUUAUAAAAUAUUAUUGUUUUUCAUAAUAACAUAUUAUAAUAAUCUCACAAAAAAAAAAUAAUAUAUAUAUAUAAUAAAUAAACAAAUAAAUAAGAAGACGAAAGAAAAUGAAGAAAGGGGAUAUGGAGGACGUCUUCUUCUUUCCUCUUUUUAUAAACAAAAUAAAAAUAAAAAUUAUAAUAAAAAUUAUAUAUAUAAAACUACUUUCAGAUGGAUAUUCCUUUCCUCGGAAUUUUUUUUGAAGCUACAAACUACGUAUCAAUUGUUUUCAAAUUACUAUUAAUAAUACUAGCUGUAAUAGUAAUAAAGAACAUAUAUAUCUGUUAUAAAGUAAUAUCAUUAAGAAGACAACGAUCAACCCGAACGACAAAUAUUUAAAUCCGUUCCUGAUUACACAUUGAGGACAAUGCGUCUUAUUAAGGAAGGAGGACAUCUACCAUAGAAAGUAUAUACUUUAAUCUAAUUAUAAUACAAUUACAUCGGUAUACAUAACCGUCGUCGCUAAGUAGAAGCAGACUCGCUCCAGUAAGACACUAGCCGGCCGAUAAUAAGAACAACUAACGAAGAUACAUACCAAUCACUUCUGACAAUCGCUGUAAGAUGUCAACGCAAGUAGUAAAAAUUCAAUUACAACCUGUUUUAAAAAUAUAGAAUAUAAAAGAAUUUUUUAAAAAAAAAAAAAAAAAAAAAAAAAAACGACUAUAUUACUAUGAUUAAGUAAAAAUAAUUUGCAUCAAAACAUUUUUUAAUACUAGAAAUUAGACAAUUUUAAAUCAUCAGGUAAAAAUGGAA